Molecule: messenger RNA, 2129 nt
Organism: Ictalurus punctatus (channel catfish)
Lineage: Eukaryota; Metazoa; Chordata; Actinopteri; Siluriformes; Ictaluridae
Gene: cbx8b
Product: chromobox homolog 8b
Exons: 5
Coding region: 257-1354 (365 amino acids)
Source: RefSeq, a predicted model, not a curated record
UUUUUUUUUAUGUGUGUGCAUGUUGUGAACUUUACAUUUAAGAAUCUGACAUUGUGUGCGCAAACGUAUGUGCCGUCUGGAACCGACUGCAAAGCUUUGGAGUCGAUUCUCGGUUCCCAAUUCAUAGGCUCGGAGAAUCGAUUCUUACUGGCAUCGAAUCGCCCGAAAGAGAGAGAGAGCGCGCGAGAGAGACAGAGAGAGAGAGAGAGAUCAGCAGGCUCGCCUGGCGCGGCUAAAGCUAACAGGGGAAGAAAACAUGGAGCUGUCUGCUGUCGGAGAGAGAGUCUUCGCCGCCGAAUCCAUCAUCAAACGGCGGAUCAGAAGAGGUCGGAUGGAGUAUCUGGUGAAAUGGAAAGGUUGGUCACAGAAGUACAGCACCUGGGAACCGGAAGAAAACAUUCUGGACUCUCGGCUUUUUGCUGCUUUUGAGGAAAGGGAGCGUGAAAGAGAACUUUUCGGGCCCAAGAAGAGAGGACCGAAACUCAAGACCUUCCUGAUGAAGGCUCAGGCCAAAGCCAAAGCGAGGUCCUAUGAGUUCCGCGGUGAAUCUUCACGCAGCAUCCGCAUUAACUACCCAAACCCCGAGCCUCUGGUGACACCAAGGGCCAGAGAGGGGCUCCGCAGCGUCGUUCCAACCAUCUUCCCUCCUAGCACGGUAAACCGGGGCGAAAGCGUCCGACCCGCCCACCAGGAACUGACCCAAGAUCAUCGUCCCCUUCUGUCACAGAGAGCCGAGUCAGGCAGGAUGGGCCACAUCCCUAAAAAACGUGGUCGCAAGCCCAAACUAUUCAGAGAGGGCUACUCAAGUGUCCUACAUUCAGAAAAGAGCAAGAUGGACGAGUCCAUGUCGGGCAUCCCGUCCAAAAUGGCACGUCUCGAACUGGGCGAGGACGACGAGGACGCUCUGAGCGCGAGGUCUCAAAAGCGACAGAACCCUCUCCUCUUUCCUCGUCGGACGUUGGAAUGGACCAAAACAAGUGACGAGUGCAGGACUCGAGAGCACGCCAGCAGUCAUUUCCACCGCAAGUACCUUAAACACAUCAGACAUCACAGAGCAUUCAAACACGGAGACACGCUGGCCAUCAAACAUCAACAUCAUCAUCAUCAGCAUCACCCUCAUCAUCAUCAUCAUCAUCAUCAUCAUCACCAGCCUUCACUCAUCGCCAAGAUCCCCAUGGCACGGAUCCUCGGAGAACCAGAGGAGGAAGCGGAACAGGAGGAGGACGAGGACGCAUGGAGGCCCUGCUUCAGCAAUGUGGAGAAGGUCACGAUCACCGACGUGACAACAAACUUUUUAACUGUCACCAUCAAAGAAAGUGACACGGACGAAGGCUUCUUUAAAGACAAGAGAUGAUUCUGUUCCUGUUGUGCACAGACCGAUGAUCAGCUACACAUUUCUACAGUUAUAUUGCAAUAUUCCACAUGAGCAGUAUGGUUAUCGUGGACACGUCAAAAUAUCAUCCAUUUGGAAAGCAGGAUAAGGAGUGGAGAAUAAAUAAUAAAUUCUGUUCCCCAGACCAUGGACUUCUGAAGACAAUGUAGUAUCAUUUUAAAAAUACUACUAAUAAUUGUAAUAAUAUUGUGAACAGUGAUAAUGUUAUUGCAACGAACAUUUAAAAUAAAGGUAUCAGAUUUCUUUUAGGGUGAAAUGAUAGAAGAGCCAUUUUUGAUUCCCUGAAGACCUUCUAGAAGGUCCUGGAUGCACCUUGUUGGUUCUAUGAUUAACUGAAAAUUUCCCACCACAGUGUACAUUCUUAUGGUAGGAAAUGAUUAAUUAGUUCUUUUUGACAACAGCACAAAACAGGAAACAAAAAUUGGUCUUUUUCACUCUAAAAAAUGUCUGCCACCUUUGUUUUUAAAGCCUGUAGUCACAACCGCUAAGUAUUUGUUUCUGCUCCUUUUUCAUCACCAUGUGCUGUAUAUGAAGAUGCCAAGAUAUGAACAUUUAAUCCCAUUUUCUGUGUGAAACACUGAACCGUGAUGGCAGAAUGUGAGGAGAAAUUUGCAUGCACUAUAAAAAGUUUCAGCUGUGAGCUGAAUCUGUGUCCGGGAUUAUAGAUGUGUGUAUAGAUGUUCGGCUCCCGGAGCCCUUUUCUUAAAAUUUUUUUUUUUAAAUCACAAAUCAUAUA